AUGAAAACGCUUACUCCACAUGCCGCACCUGUUUUAGUCACUCCUGGGCUAUUACUGUUGUGUAGAUAUUCAUCUUCAUUGGCAACACCACCGGUUAAAGAGCCUAUUCGUUCCAAUAUUCUUCUGACUAAGAUUCUUACUCAGGAAGAAUCUAAGAAACAGAAUGAUGAAGAAUUUAUCACACAUCCUAUGUUCAAGCAUCCAGAAUUUACAGAUGCUGAAUGCGAAGGUAUUCAUUAUGAACAUAGAACCCCCAAAACUCUUGGGGAUAGAAUUGCCUUUAGAGGUAUUCAAACCUUAAGACUGACUUAUGAUUUAGUUACUGGUUACAAAAAUGUUAGUUCUGAUGCUGAAUUGGAAAAGUUGAAGGGUACAAGAUGGGAAAUGACUGAUAACAAAUGGUUAACUAGAGUUAUUUUUUUGGAAUCAGUAGCUGGAGUUCCAGGAAUGGUUGCCGCUUUUAUUAGACACUUGCAUUCUCUUAGACUUAUGAAAAGAGAUAAAGCUUGGAUUGAAACUCUCUUAGAUGAAGCUUACAAUGAAAGAAUGCACUUGUUGACAUUUAUAAAGAUUGGAAGGCCUUCACUUCUUACUCGUGCCUUAUUGAAGAUUGGCCAAGGUGUUUUCGCUAACAUUUUCUUCUUUCUUUAUAUUGUCAAUCCCAGAUAUUGCCAUCGUUUUGUUGGGUAUUUGGAAGAAGAAGCUGUUUCCACUUAUACUCAUUUAGCUCAUGAAUUGACCAUUCCAGGUAAAUUACCCGAGCUCGAAAAGGUAAAGUUGCCAGAAAUUGCAACAACUUAUUGGUGGGAAUUAAAGGAAGAUUCUUCCUUCCGUGAUUUGAUUUUGAGAAUUAGAGCUGAUGAAGCUAAACAUAGAGAAGUCAAUCAUACUUUGGCUAACUUGAAUCAAAAGACUGAACGUAAUCCAUUUGCUAUGAAAGAUUCAAGAUUUGAUGAUCCUCAACCAGAUUACACCUUGAAAAACACCAGAGGUACUGGAUGGGAAAGACUGGACUUACACUUGUAG
Messenger RNA from Lizanozyma spartinae, 1026 nucleotides. It is a transcript of the gene AOX2, whose product is annotated as Aox2p. Gene Ontology annotation, cellular component: mitochondrion. Gene Ontology annotation, molecular function: alternative oxidase activity. Bases 1 to 1026 code for a protein of 341 amino acids. The record is from RefSeq and is a predicted model, not a curated record. NCBI's taxonomy places the organism in Eukaryota, Fungi, Ascomycota, Pichiomycetes, Serinales, Debaryomycetaceae. The transcript is spliced from 2 exons. Gene Ontology annotation, biological process: alternative respiration.